AUGGUUGCCCGUAUCUCGUCCCUCCUGCUCCUUGGAGUUUCAGCUGUCCUAGCGACUCCUCUUCUUCCUCGUCAGAGCGUAGCGACCGUCACUGUACCGGCAGCUCCCCCUUCCUCGACAGCUUGGGACACGGGUGCUGUUCAUGAAUAUCCCAUUCACGCUUCAUGCAACGCAAACCAGCGCGCCUACCUUAAGAAAGGCCUUCAAGAGACUGCCACCCUCUGUCGUCAGGCUCGCGACCACAUCCUCCGCUGGGGAAACUCCUCAGAUAUCUACCAAAAGUACUUCGGUGAUGCGCCUACCGGAGAACCACUCGGGUGGUUCACGAAGAUUGUUGACGGUGACAAGUCUGAUGUCCUUUUCAGAUGCGACAACAUCGACGGCAAUUGCGGGCAGAAGGGCUGGGCUGGUCAUUGGCGCGGCUCCAACGGAACUUCUGAGACUGUAAUCUGCGACCUGUCCUAUGAGAUCCGCCGGCCUCUCGAGGGAAUGUGCAUGUUUGGUUAUGAUGUCGCCAACGGUGCUACCAACCUGUACUGGGCCUCUGACCUCCUCCAUCGUCUUCUGCACGUUCCAAAGGUCGGUGAGGGUGCUGUCGAGCACUACGGUCAUGAAGGCAAGUAUUCCGGCGUCCUCAGUCUGGCUAAAGAGAAUUCCACAUAUGCCGUAAAGAACAGCGACACUUUGCAAUACUUUGCUCUUGAGGUGUAUGCCCACGACAUCGCCGUGCCCGGCAUCGGCUGCGCUGGCACGUACACUGCAACUUCGACUGCUGCCACCACAGCAAUGAGUGCAGCAUCAGUAGCUGCCAGCUCUAAUGCGGCGACCCCUAGCACGGCUGCUGCUACUACAACUGCUGUAGCGGAGGCUUGUACCCCUCAUGGUGACCAUUGGCACUGUCCUCCUGGCGUCCCUGAGCCAAGCUCUCCUCCCUCCUGA
Messenger RNA from Cucurbitaria berberidis CBS 394.84, 939 nucleotides. RefSeq names its product zincin. The coding region runs from base 1 to 939 and encodes 312 amino acids. Gene Ontology annotation, cellular component: fungal-type cell wall; cell surface; extracellular region. The record is from RefSeq and is a predicted model, not a curated record. The transcript has 3 exons. Gene Ontology annotation, molecular function: zinc ion binding; metallopeptidase activity; integrin binding. Lineage: Eukaryota; Fungi; Ascomycota; Dothideomycetes; Pleosporales; Cucurbitariaceae.